This is a messenger RNA of Podospora pseudocomata, 3041 nucleotides long. It is a transcript of the gene PHM7, whose product is annotated as phosphate metabolism protein 7. NCBI's taxonomy places the organism in Eukaryota, Fungi, Ascomycota, Sordariomycetes, Sordariales, Podosporaceae. Gene Ontology annotation, molecular function: calcium-activated cation channel activity. The coding region runs from base 1 to 2649 and encodes 882 amino acids. The transcript has 4 exons. Gene Ontology annotation, cellular component: plasma membrane. The record is from RefSeq and is a predicted model, not a curated record.
AUGAGCAACAGCAACAAUACUUCCAGCACUGGAGAAACGGCGGAAAGCUCCUCGCUUUCGGCAUUGGUUUCGACCCUCGCCCCUGUCGCCGUCAUCUCUGGGGCUUAUCUCGCCGUCUUUCUGAUACUGAGACGUAGCAAGAGACGCUACUACGCACCGCGAACCUACUUGGGGAGCUUGAGAGAGAGCGAAAGAUCGCCCCCCCUUCCCAAUGGGCUGUUCAACUGGAUAGGAAGCUUCUGGAGGAUCCCCGACAUCUACGCCCUCCAGCACCAAUCUCUCGAUGCCUACCUCUACAUUCGGUACCUGCAGAUGGCGCUUGUUCUCUGCUUCGUUGGCUGCAUCAUCACCUGGCCCGUUCUUUUCCCCAUCAAUGCUACCGGUGGCGGUGGUCAGAAGGAGCUCGACAUACUCUCCUAUUCCAAUGUUAACCCGGACACCCACAAGAACCGCUAUUUUGCCCACGUCUUCGUGAGCUGGGCUUACUUUGGCUUCGUCAUGUAUCUGAUCAUGCGAGAGUGCAUCUUCUACAUUAACUUGCGCCAGGCCUUCUUGCUCAGCCCCUUUUAUUCGGAGCGCAUUUCGUCUCGCACCGUCUUGUUCACCUGCGUCCCGGACAAUUACCUAAACGAAGCAAAGCUGCGCCAAGUGUUUGGCCAAAAUGCCAAGAAUAUCUGGAUCACAGCUCGCACCGACGAGGUGGAUGACUUGGUGAAGGAGCGCGACAAGGUUGCCAUGAAGUUGGAGAAGGCCGAGAUCAAGUUGAUCAAGCUUGCGAACAAGGCCCGCCAGAAGGCCAUCAAGAACGGCGCCAAUGCGUCCGAAGCUGACAAGCAAGCGAUCACGGGUGAUGCCGAGUCUGGAAGCAUUGCGGCCCGAUGGCUGUCGGCCAAGUCCCGGCCGACACACCGAACCGGUCCUCUUGGUCUGAUUGGAAAGAAGGUGGACACGAUCAACUGGUGCCGCGCCGAGCUGGAGCGCCUCAUCCCGGAGGCGGAAGCUGUCCAAGCCAAGUACCGCAGCGGCGCUUUCAAGAACAUUCCGGGUGUCUUCAUCGAGUUCACGUCGCAGCAGGCCGCCGAAGCUGCCGCUCAGAUGCUGGCCCAUCACCAAGGUCUUCACAUGUCGAACCGUGUCGUUGGUAUUCGCCCGAGCGAGGUGAUCUGGAAGUCUUUGGCUGUUCCGUGGUGGCAGCUUGUGAUUCGGCGUUACAUUGUAUUGGCCUUCAUCGCUGCUUUGAUCAUCUUUUGGGCUAUCCCUGUUGCUGUAGUCGGUGCUAUCAGCAACAUCAACUAUCUCGCAACGGAGUAUUCUUGGCUGUCGUGGCUCACCGAUAUUCCCAAGGUCAUCCUGGGCGUUAUCACUGGCCUUCUGCCAUCUGUGGCCCUUGCUAUCCUCAUGUCGUUGGUGCCCAUCAUCAUGCGCCUUUGUGCGAAAUUGGCCGGCGAGCCAUCAAUUUCCGGCGUUGAGUUGUUCACCCAAAACGCAUAUUUCGCCUUCCAGGUCAUCCAGGUCUUUUUGGUCACCACCUUGUCGUCAUCGGCUCCUGCCGUCAUUGAACAGAUCAUCAACGCCCCCAAUGAGACACCGAGAAUCCUGGCUCAGGGCUUGCCUAAAGCAUCCAACUUUUACAUCACAUAUUUCAUCGUCCAGGGCUUGACCAUUGCCACUAGCGUGCUCACCCAGGUCGUCGGGUUCUUCAUCUUCACAAUUCUCUACAAGUUCCUGGCGAACACACCCCGCGCCCUCUACCAGAAGUGGUCUAAUUUAAGCGCCAUUUCAUGGGGCAGCACCAUGCCGGUCUACACCAACAUUGUGGUUAUCGCCAUUACUUACUCGUGCAUUGCUCCUCUUAUGUUGGGCUGGGCUACCAUCGCAAUGUUCCUCUUCUACUUCGCUUGGAGAUACAAUGUUUUCUUUGUCACUGAUACCCAGAUCGACACCCGCGGUCUGAUCUAUCCUAAGGCGCUCAAGCAGCUCUUCGUCGGAGUCUACCUCGGCGAGAUUUGCAUGCUCGGACUGUUCAUCGCAGGAACGGCUCCUGGUCCGGUCAUUCUCAUGGUGAUCUUCAUCAUCUUCACCGUUCUGUUCCAUUACAGCCUCAACACCGCUCUUGACCCUCUCCUCUACAAUAUGCCCAUGUCGCUGCUCGCUGAGGAGGAAUCAGCCCGCCUCCUUGACGGCGAAGCUGGCGCAAGCCACAGCAACGGAAAUGACAAGUUCGUCGAUGAGCAUGACCUCAAUGGCGACGGUAUUGUGGAGAGUGCCGAAGAGCAAGUUGCUCAUUCCCGGGCGGCCCGAAAGGCGGCGGCUGCUCAUAGCAAGGGCAACUUCCUCACUCGGUUCCUGAAGCCCUGGAUUUACUCCGAUUACGCCACACUGCGCAACCUUGUGCCCCGCCACGUGUCGUUGCCACAGUAUACCCCCGAAAUCAUCGAGAAUGCAUACAACCCGCCCAGUGUCACCUCCCAGGCCCCUCUGCUCUGGAUCCCCGCCGACCCGGCGGGAGUUUCCAAGCAGGAGAUUGCCCACACCAGCAAGAUUAUUCCUAUCACUGAUGAAGGGUGCAUUCUGAACGAGAAGGGCAAGCUGGAGUGGGACGAGGAAGGAACCAGGCCGCCUGUGUGGGAGGAGAAGAUUCUUUACUAAUUUGACUGAGCGUAUGCAUAUCUGAUCUGCAUAGCAUGGCUUCGGGCAUUUGGCUUUUGUUGUCAGACUGAGAGAAAGAUAUAUGAUACCGGCAGGGAGAGAGAGCAAGAGGGAGAGAGGCGAGAAAAAAGGUUGUAGUAAUGGAUAUGCGCAGAUACCCCCUUCCAAGCCACACUUUUGAUGGAUGGAUAAUUUGAUGUUUUGUGUUUUCAGCUCCUAGGCUGAGCACGUAGUUUUAUGACACUUCUUCUUUUUUAUGGACCUCUGUUUUCUUUGUUCUACUUGUAUGAACAAGUGUGAAGAGUGAUAGGAAACUUUUCGUAGUAGGGAGUUGAUGAAUGCUAUUUUGUUUUACUUGUUAUUUUAACUUGUUGAUUGAGGUCGGAGAGGGG